Molecule: messenger RNA, 1459 nt
Organism: Cotesia congregata
Lineage: Eukaryota; Metazoa; Arthropoda; Insecta; Hymenoptera; Braconidae
Source: the annotation of a GenBank genome assembly
AUGCCUAGUGCUAGACGUAAUUCUAAUCGUAAUUUUAAUGCCCGAGUACCAUUAAAUAUUUACCAAGUACCAUCUUCUCAGUCAUCACUGUCAACAACAGUUACAACAACAACAAACAUAACCUCAAAUAUAUCAACAAGUUCAUCAUUAUUAAAUGAUGAAAAAAAAUAUAGUGAUAAUGUAAAUAACGUAAAUCGACUUUUAGCACCUAAACAUGUGCCAAUACCAACGGUACCAGUUGAUGGACAGCUUACAUUCGAAGCCAUUUCACUUGGUAUAUCUGUCAUCGCUGCAUGCUUACAGUUGCUUAAUUUAUAUCGCACUGUCUGGUGGCUGCCACAAUCUUACAAUGACAAUAGCAUAAAUUUUUAUCUUAUAGAUCCUUAUUUCAUCAUUUUUAUCAUAACAAUGAUAACAAGGCGAUUUAUUUAUGCAUUGUUAAGGCGAGUUGUUGAUUCCUUAAGUCCAGCUAGAUGGAUACCUAUGGCACAAAAAGUAAUGAGGAUUGUCUUACUUGUAGUUAUAUUAGCAAUACUUGUAUUUUGUCUUUAUUUAAUAAAUGAACGUCACAAUUCUAUGAAAGUUUUUUAUCUUUGUUAUCCGUAAGUAUCUAAAAUUAUUUUUAUUAUGCACUAGAAGUAUAUCAGUGUAUUUUUUCAUGUUUGGUAUGAGUAUUGAUCCAUUUUUCGAUAUAACAAGUCCACCAUUAUACGUUAAAGAAGAUCGAAAAACAAAGUUUUUAUUAGACAAACCUUUACAUAAUUGUUCAUUGAAUGCAUCAGCAAUAAGAGCAGAAGUAUCAAGCUUACGAUCAGAUUUUAAUCGCCGAUUAAAACGCGCUCUUUUUGCAUCAUCUGGUAGUGCUUAUGUUUGUGGAAUAGCACCAAUUAUUUUUGUUCCUCAAUAUCUUCAUUUUAAUAUAUCCUGGAUUAUUCAACAUAUUGUUCUUUUUUGGCUUGGAAGAUUAAGUGCACAUUUUGCUCAAGCGUAUCCAGUCAGAUAUUGCGAUGUAUUACAUCGCGCAGCAUUACACCUAGGUAAAUGGUCAAAAAUAGACAGCCGUAAUGUUCAUUUAGUAGCACAAUUGUGGAAUGAAAAUACACUUUGGCCUCAUGGGUCAAUAGUUAAACAUAAUAGAGAAUUUUAUCGUUCAAAAGGUCUUUGUACGACUGCUGAACCUGGUAAUUCAAGUCAUUGUCGAUUUUAUACACUUUUUAAUAAUCCAACAAUGCUUCUGUGUUCAUUGUUAGGAUUACAAUUGUUAUUAGUAUCGGUACAAAUAUUGAUAUUGUUACGUGCUGUUGAAUGGUACCAAAUUCUGUCAAUGACAUUAUUAUUAAUAACAAACUAUUAUACUCUUUUCAAAUUAGCACGAGAUUUUCUAGUGUGUUGGAAAGUUUAUCGUACGGAACAGAUAAUACAGGAAAAAGCACAAACUGCCAUAAUUACUAAUCAAUAA